CGGCUCUUCGGCCCGGAGUCUCCCGGAUCUUUCCAGACUUCUUCGCGAGGCUGCCUGACGCGGUGAAUCCAUUUCUUCCAUAGCCGGGCGCUUGGCAGGCUCUCUCCCCCUUCCCCUGCCUUCCCCGCGUCCCUCUCUCGUCUCCCACGGCCCAUCUGCCCCUCCUUCCCUCCAGCCCCCUCUCCUCCCGGCUCGCCUUUAUUUCCACCCCGCACCCGCGGGGCUCUGCCCUCCCUCGCGCUCCCCCGCGCUCGUCUGUAUUUGGAGCUCCCGGAAGCCGCCGGCGACUCUCCCCGGGAGCGGCGUGACUGACACCGGCUCCGACUCCGGGGGGGAGGAGGGCGCGAGUGGCCGGGCUCGGAUUUGCGGCGCCGGGGACGGGACCCCGGGACACCCGGCAGAAUGGCAGAGAUGCAGGCACUGAUGGAGAGGCUGGAGCGGGUGGUCGGCCGACUGGAGCUGCUGUCUGCGGGGUCCCACCGGCCUCCUGGGGACUGCGGGGAGAUUAAUGGUGUCAUUGGAGGUGUGGCACCCUCGGUGGAAGCCUUUGAUAAGCUGAUGAACAACAUGGUGGCGGAGUUUUUAAAGAAGAGUAGGAUCCUUGCUGGUGAUGUGGAGACUCAGGCGGAGAUGGUACACAGUGCUUUCCAGGCCCAGCGGGCGUUCCUUCUGAUGGCCUCACAGUUCCAACAACCCCAAGAGAAGGACGUGGCUGCGCUUCUGAAACCGAUAUCCGAAAAGAUUCAGGAAAUCCAGACUUUCCGAGAGAGAAACCGGGGGAGUAAAAUGUUCAAUCAUCUCUCAGCCGUCAGCGAAAGCAUCCCUGCCCUCGGCUGGAUAGCUGUGUCCCCUAAGCCCGGUCCUUAUGUCAAGGAGAUGAAUGACGCCGCCACCUUUUACACUAACAGGGUCCUAAAGGACUACAAACACAGUGAUUUGCGCCACGUGGACUGGGUGAAGUCGUAUUUGAGCAUUUGGAGCGAGCUGCAAGCGUACAUCAAGGAACACCACACCACCGGCCUUACUUGGAGCAAAACCGGUCCAGUGGCCUCGACAGCAUCCGCAUUGUCAGUCCUCUCCCCUGGGCCUGGCCUUCCUCCACCCCCUCCUCCUCCACCUCCCCCCGGGCCACCGCCACUCUUUGAGAAUGAAGGCAAAAGAGAGGAGCCCUCCCCUUCACGCUCUGCUCUAUUCGCCCAGCUUAACCAAGGAGAAGGAAUUACAAAAGGGCUCCGGCACGUCACAGAUGACCAGAAGACGUACAAGAAUCCCAGUCUACGGGCUCAAGGAGGACAAACUCCAUCUCCUACCAAAAGCCACGCUCCAGGCCCCAGGACCCCCCACUCCCAUUCUUCUCAGAAGCAUGCUCCUGUGUUCGAGUUGGAAGGAAAGAAAUGGAGAGUAGAGUACCAAGAGGACAGGAAUGACCUGGUGAUUUCAGAGACGGAACUGAAACAAGUGGCUUACAUUUUCAAAUGCAACAAGUCCACUCUGCGGAUAAAAGGAAAAAUCAACUCCAUUACAAUCGACAACUGUAAGAAGUUCGGCCUCGUGUUUGACAACGUGGUAGGCAUCGUGGAGGUGAUUAAUUCCAAGGAUAUUCAAAUGCAGGUAAUGGGGAAAGUGCCAACCAUCUCCAUCAAUAAGACGGAAGGCUGCCACAUAUACCUCAGUGAGCAUGCGCUGGGCUGUGAGAUCGUGAGUGCCAAGUCUUCUGAAAUGAAUGUCCUUAUUCCUCAGGAUGGGGAUUACAGAGAAUUUCCUGUUCCAGAACAGUUCAAGACAGCCUGGAAUGGAUCCAAGUUGGUCACUGAACCUGCAGAAAUUAUGGGCUAACCUCCAGAGAGACCGAACCCCCUGACCUGCAUCAACUUAAAAAAAAAAAAAAAAAAAAAAAAAGGCAGCAUUAAACACCUAGAAGUGG
This is a messenger RNA of Mustela erminea (ermine), 1924 nucleotides long. RefSeq names its product cyclase associated actin cytoskeleton regulatory protein 2 (gene CAP2). Gene Ontology annotation, molecular function: actin binding; adenylate cyclase binding. Lineage: Eukaryota; Metazoa; Chordata; Mammalia; Carnivora; Mustelidae. The record is from RefSeq and is a predicted model, not a curated record. Gene Ontology annotation, biological process: cell morphogenesis; cytoskeleton organization; regulation of adenylate cyclase activity. Gene Ontology annotation, cellular component: cytoplasm. The transcript has 13 exons. The coding region runs from base 403 to 1836 and encodes 477 amino acids.